CUCAGGUGUUCAUGCGCUCGCGCCUGUUUUCGGGGUGAGCGUUAAGAGCUCUGUGCAUGUCAACUUACGCCGGAGAGAAACGGUUCAACAAAAGGCGACUGGACCGAUGCAAUGAUACUCACGCGCAGCAGGAGUCCUCUUCUGCUCGCCGUCACCUGCAUGUACUUCUCGGGAGGUUUGCUUUGGUCCUACCAGGAGGAGGAUGCCACUCUCGGAGAAGAGUGCUCCGAGAAUAAGAUCUCUACGACGAAGUACCCCUGCGUGAAGUCGAGCGGAGAAGUCGCGACGUGUUACAGGAGGAAAUGUUGCAAGGGCUUCAAGUUCGUGUUGGGCCAGUGCAUUCCUGAAGACUAUGACGUGUGUGCUGACGCCCCCUGUGAGCAACAGUGUACUGACCAUUUUGGUCGAGUGGUGUGCACCUGUUACCCUGGAUACCGCUACGACCGCGAGCGUCACCGCAACCGAGAGAAACCGUACUGUCUGGACGUCAACGAAUGUGCAGACGAAAACAUGACCGUGUGCUCUCAGAUCUGCGUCAAUUCUGUGGGGACGUACAGGUGUGAGUGUGCGACGGGCUAUUUCCUGGAAGGAGAUGGGAAAACAUGCACCAAGGGGGAGAGAGCAGUGCAUCUCUAUGAGAAGUCUGACAACGUGAUGAACGCUGGAACUUGCUCAGCCACGUGUGACGAUUUCCUCCAGAUCCGGAUGUCUGUCUUCCAGCUUAAACAGAAGAUGGCCAUGCUGUCGAACAGUGCCGACAUCCGCGAGCAGAUGACCAGCCACAAAAUCCUGACGUCGCCCGUAUUUCUACCGGGGCCUCCAGGUCUCCCGGGUCCUCCAGGGGAUUCUGGCUCAGAGGGCCCUCCAGGACUUGCAGGGCUGUUGGGGCCCCCUGGGUCUCCCGGUCCCAGAGGCUUGAUGGGACCCAUUGGACCCACACCAGACCUGUCUCAUAUCAAACGGGGUUCCAGAGGACCUGUGGGCCCUCCAGGAGCGGCGGGAAAAGACGGCCCAAAGGGGGAGAGAGGAGCUUCUGGGCCUGUCGGACCACCAGGCCCUCCAGGCUCCUUCGACUUCCUGCUUCUGCUGAUGGCCGACAUCCGUAACGACAUCGCCGACCUGCAGAGCAAGGUGUACGGGCGGCCCUCGCUCUCUCCGGGGGACCUCGCCGUGGAGCCCGACAGCUGGCGGGACAACCAGGACGGUCUGGAUACGGGCUCAGGUGAGGACCAUAAGGACCCUCCACCUCCACCAGGCCGAGCAUCCAAGAGGAACAGGAAGAGGAAACCAGCGCGAGAGAGGACAGACUUUGACUGGAAUAUUUAAGGGGGUGGGUUUAAAUACUUGGUGUCGGGUGUACAUGUUGAAGGGGUUUGCAUUUUUUAUUUAAACAUAAUGAGCUGUAUGCCUGUCGAUCACAGAUGUAUAUUUUUGUAUGAUAUAUGAGUUUGUGUGAAUAUUUUUUAACUAAAUGAGUACUGUGCAAAUGCAUGUUUUUUUAAUUAUAUAUUUUCAGAAACGUAUGGUUCAUUAAACAAGUCUCUCAUGAGAGCAGCUUUUAAACUCUA
Molecule: messenger RNA, 1568 nt
Organism: Pseudoliparis swirei
Lineage: Eukaryota; Metazoa; Chordata; Actinopteri; Perciformes; Liparidae
Gene: ccbe1
Product: collagen and calcium binding EGF domains 1
Exons: 12
Coding region: 112-1326 (404 amino acids)
Molecular function (GO): calcium ion binding
Source: RefSeq, a predicted model, not a curated record